AUGGAUGAAUUGCUUUCUUCAGGGAAGAGCUGUGAGAGUGUCAGGAAUAAAGGAGGCUCCUUAAUAACACUGAAGGAUCAUGUAGGUCUUGGCCUUUGCCUGGUGGAGGAUGAUUCAAAGGGAGGACUGGUGGUCAGGUCUCUGACCCAGCAUGGCACUGCCAGUAAGCAUCUGAUCAAGAACCUGCCCAACUGCUGUGUGGUCCAUCAGUAUGACUUCUUCAAGCCCCAAGAUCAGAUUGAAGUUGGUGAAGAUGGCUUUAAGCAGUACGAUGUCAUUAGUGCUCUGGACAUGGACGCCAUGAUGAGCACGAUCUAUGCAUGGCUGGAGAACCUGGUGAAGUUUGAGAAGUCUCUUGACUUUAAUAAUACCCUGGAUACAGAGAUUGUUCCGAAGUCUGACCACAAGGAGGAGGAGAUUCACAUCCUUAUUGUGGAGGGCUUCCUGCUUUACACCUACAGACCUCUGACCAACGGUGCUAAACCAACGUUACUUUUUUUUCCGUCCCAUAUGAAGAAUGCAAAAAGAGAAGGUGCUCUAAGGGAAUACAUGGUGUCAGACGCCUUCGGCCUGUUCAACGGCCACGUCUGGCUCAUGUAUUUGCAGCACAAGAACAUCUUGAUCUGGUUGGUAAACUAA
Amphiprion ocellaris (clown anemonefish) is the source of this 639-nucleotide messenger RNA. Its product is annotated as nicotinamide riboside kinase 2-like. The record is from RefSeq and is a predicted model, not a curated record. The transcript is spliced from 3 exons. Lineage: Eukaryota; Metazoa; Chordata; Actinopteri; Pomacentridae. Bases 1 to 639 code for a protein of 212 amino acids.